AGAAAAACUUAUAUACAAUAUUUAAUCCUAGAGAUCAAUAUGGAGAAGGGUGUGAGUGAGGUGUGGGGGUGUGCGGGUGUGGGUGUGGGGUAGGUGUGCGAGUGUUGCUGGGUCUGGCUGUAUGUUCAUAUACCACUUCUUUACCCACACCCACACCCUUUUACUUUAUACAUUGUUUAUUCAAUAGUCACCUAUUAAUGUCUAUGGUUCUUGAAAAUUUGCUUCAUUUGACUGUUUAUUAGAGGCAUAAUUAAGGAGGAGUCGAGCAGCCUCUCUGUCAUCGAUUGAAUGUGUGCGUCCUCUUGAUUACACCACUAUCGUUUAAGUCAAUUUCACUGCAAGAAAUAAAAGAUUCUAUAAAGAACUAGAAUUUUACCAUUACUUUCUUAUCAUAAAGAUAUUUAUUUUUGUGUUAUCACAGGUAUUAAUAAUACAAUACAUGAUGUUCAUUUGUAUUACCAUAUAUUGAAAGUGAUUAUUAUUAUGAACCUACAACUCCACCAACAGAUAUAGAUAUAUCUUUUACUAAUAUUGGUGAGUAUGUAACUUCAAUUGUACCUGCUUAUACUGAACAACAAUUUAAAGAGCUUCUUCGACGUCAAAUUGAAUAUUAUUUUAGUUCAGAAAAUCUUCAAGUAGAUAUAUUUCUUCGACAACAAAUGACUAAAGAUAGUUAUGUACCACUUUCAUUAAUUGCUUAUACAGUUCAAGAUAGUCUUGUUGUUGAACUUAAUGAUAAAUGUAUGGUACAUUGUCGAAAUGAACCUGAUCGUUGGCCAUUGAUGAUUGAUGUAAACAAUCAUUUAACAGCAUUAAAUCCUGAUGUUCCAGAUUUCCAACUCGGGAAAAUUUGGAAGAAUGAAAAUCAAAAAAAAAAAGAACAGUCCCAGGUUAAAUCAUCAAAACAAGAUAAUCGUAAAGAAUUACCAAAUAAACAAAUAAAUUUAUCUUUAUUUCGUUCACAAAAUUGGUGUCGAACAACAUCAUUAACACUUGAUCUAUAUGAAGAACAUAAAAUUGAUGAAUCGGAUUUUGAAUUAGAUGAUGAUGAUGAUGAUAUUGAUAAAAUUCUUAUUAUAACACCAACACUACCAUCAAAUCGUAAACAUAAUCAACAAAAUCAUGAUCGUACAGGUGAUUAUACACCACGAGCUAAAGUAUCAGCUGAAGUAGCAAAAAUUAUUGAUGAUGGUUUA
This is a messenger RNA of Rotaria sordida, 1196 nucleotides long. The record is from the annotation of a GenBank genome assembly. NCBI's taxonomy places the organism in Eukaryota, Metazoa, Rotifera, Eurotatoria, Philodinida, Philodinidae.